CUUUCCUCACAACAACAAUCAUCAUGCCCUCCGCAGCUUAGCCUUCUGUCGGCUCGUCACUCCCGUCAUUAGCCAUGAUCGAGCUCUCGAGGAAGAAGCGCUCGCGUGCAGACAGCGAAAGUGACCAGUUCAGAGCGGAUGACGUGCCUUUUGGCAAGAGGGCCCGCGCCACCACGGAGGCCUCUGCCGACAGCGGAAAAUGGUUCAACGACUCCGUCCUCAGCACGCCCACGAGAGCGAGAGAUCCUGCAGGCUAUGAUAGCGAUGCAGACACCUCGUCCGUCAAGUCUGAACCGGGCAGCCCUCCAGAUAUCUACAUGGACGACGACAUGGACAUGGAUAUGGACGACGGCACUUUCUCUCAAUCGCCAGAAGAGGAGCCCUUGCCCCGAGCUCGUGCUGCAACUUCCGCUGUCUUGGGCCAAAGACUGCAGGUGAAUCGCGUACCAACACCGAUGGUACCGAUGCGGCCAGGCGCGAGCCCAGAUCGCGUACGAACUGGAUUUAAGCAACACGUCCGGCGACGCCACCAGCAAGAAUUCUCGGCCAGCUCGGACCUUCUCGAAGUGCCCUCCCCCAUCGACGAAGACGAAGUACCAACUCCACCUUCGGCAGCCGAGGCAGCCGGAUCGCAGCUUAGUAUGCUCAGUGUUAGCGACGUAGACAUGGCUGAGAACGAUGCCACCGUGCCUCGCAUUUCCAUACACCCAGCGAGGCCCAAUCUCACCCAUACUGGACCUAAUGCAGAACUCGACUCUGCCAUUGACUCGGAGCCAAUGGAGUGGGGUUCUAACCAUAUUAUUGUCAGAAAGCAGCGCCAACGAAGUGGCGCUCUCAGCAGUGGCAACUCCCCUGUAAGGACAACGCCUGCCGCGACCAGCAACAAGAGGGGCGGCUUUAGCAUGGGAUUUCGAGCGGAUUGCGAAAAGUGUCGACUGCGAGUUCCAGGACAUAUGAAUCACUUUAUUGCAUAGCCUGCAUGAGUGUAUAUUUUGACCACGAUCUUUACGAAUUAUUCAUCAUAGCGACAGGCGCCAGCGGAGUUCAGUCUACAGGUUCCAGGACAUACAACAACACGAUACCAGGUUUUUGGGCGUGCGGGUACAGACAGGUUUAGCGGGCUGCAUUAGAUUUCCUUUUGUUGCCUAGAGAGCGAACUCCUCGUUUGCGUCUAAUAUCAACCACAAUCCCAGCUUCUCCAGGCUGCAAUCAAGG
Sphaerulina musiva SO2202 is the source of this 1215-nucleotide messenger RNA. RefSeq lists its product as uncharacterized. NCBI's taxonomy places the organism in Eukaryota, Fungi, Ascomycota, Dothideomycetes, Mycosphaerellales, Mycosphaerellaceae. Bases 75 to 974 code for a protein of 299 amino acids. The transcript has 2 exons. The record is from RefSeq and is a predicted model, not a curated record.